Symbiodinium sp. CCMP2592 is the source of this 681-nucleotide messenger RNA. Lineage: Eukaryota; Dinophyceae; Suessiales; Symbiodiniaceae. The record is from the annotation of a GenBank genome assembly.
AUGGCUCUGGACUGUUUGUCGGCAGUUCGAACACCCAAGGCCAGCUGGAAUAGGCCACCCCCUGCAGAGUCUUUGGCGACGACGCCCAAAGCUGCAGGAGCCAGGAAGCCCGAGGACGAGGGCGGCUGCCAUUCUGUGACGAAGGCAGAUGAGAGCAUGAUGGGGUCGAACAUGAACCCGAUGGCCAUGACGAUGGGUAUGAACCCGAUGGCCAUGAUGAUGAUGGGCGCCGCGAUGAUGGGCCAGGUCAUGAUGGCCGGCUCCGGCGCUGCAGACAUGGCCGCGCAGCAACAGAAGCUGCCCGCAGCAGAUGACGACGAUGAGGAGGACACGGGCUCCUAUGGCUCGUCCUUCAACGUGAACCAUCCCAACUACCGGCCCCCCGACAUGGAGCAGAUCACGGGAGUCACGGACAAGAGGUUCGUUGGUCGAAUCAAAUUCUGGUUCGAGAACAAGGGCUUUGGCUUCAUCGAGAGCGAGGAAUUCUCGAAAGUUUUCGGUGGGGACUCCGACGUCUUCCUCCACCACUUCCAAAAGAAGCACUACCAGCGAGGAGACCUCGUUGAGUUCAGCGUGUUUACCAACUUCCGUGGAAAGCCGCAAGGCACAGAGCUGCGCAAAGUCAAGGAGGACAAAGCAAUGUCCAUGACAGGGGGCCUCGGUGGCAAAGGACACCGCUGA